This is a messenger RNA of Triplophysa rosa, 2234 nucleotides long. RefSeq names its product myc target 1a (gene myct1a). NCBI's taxonomy places the organism in Eukaryota, Metazoa, Chordata, Actinopteri, Cypriniformes, Nemacheilidae. The record is from RefSeq and is a predicted model, not a curated record. The transcript has 2 exons. The coding region runs from base 277 to 912 and encodes 211 amino acids. Gene Ontology annotation, cellular component: nucleoplasm.
AUUUUACGCAGGAAAGGCAGGAAAUGUUAAGAGAAGACUUUGCUUUGCCACAAACAACAGAGCAACUCCAGCCCUGCAGAAGAUCCUGUGUGCCAUAGAGCUGAGUCGUCCGGGGCUGAAAGACAGACACGGGCACAGAGAGGAGGGUCAUGGAGAACUAAGGGGUUGCCCAGACACAGAUAUAGAGAAAGGACAGCGGAAUAAAAGGAAAACGUGAGUGGACUAAAGGGUUUGGCGGGGAGACCGUGUCCUCUCUUGGACACCUCUCUUGGAGCUAUGGCAGAUAACAGCACUCAUCCUAUUGUGGAAAUACUGGAGUCUUUUGGAUUGAGGGAUGUCAUACUGGCCUUCUGUCUUUCUAUGGUUGUUGGUCUACUGCUAGGUGCUCUGGUCUACAUGACUUUGACCUGGAUGUCUCGCCGUCGGGCCUCGGCAACAAUCACACGCCUGCCCGUCCACCGUUCCACCACCCGCUCUUCCUCACCGCGCUCACGUUCUGGCUUCAGUCGACACAGCAGCAGCUACGACAGACGCAGCAAUAACAGCCUGGCCAGCGCUGCCUUUUCUUUCCAUCGACAGACCUCUUCCUCACCAACAGACUAUGGCGACUUGCCGGGCCGCAAAUCUAGUUUCCGGGCCUCCACCUUCCAUCCUCUUCUCCAGUGCAGUCAGAUUGCUCGCGAGGCAGAGGAGGGUGCCCAGGGUAGCCUGCCACAGACCCCAACUCUCACUACAAGCCCCGGGGCGGCUGGUGCAACCAACACUGUGAGUUCUAUGAUUACUCCACCCAGAGCCAGGAACAGACCAGAUUCCUUCUGGAGCAACAGCAACCUUAGGGGCUUCCAUGCUGGCCAGACCCCACCACCUGCCUAUGACAGUAUCAUACGAGCCUAUCAGGAGACGACCACAUGAAGGAGAAGACACUAAUAUGGUUGGGAGAAGACAAAUAUAUACAUAGACUUGGACUUUAAAUUGGACAAUAGGAAUUUCAACUCCCAGUUUCUUUUUGGGUUUCUAAACUCAGUCAUGGCCAGUUUUCCAAAGUUGUGUUGUGUUGUGUUCUGUGAGAGAGAGAGAGAGAGAGAGAGAGAGAGAGAGAGAGAGAGAGAGAGAGAGAGAGGGAGAGAGAGAGGUGUGCACUGUGCCAUUCUUAAACUGACAUCUCACCUUCUUUAUAGAUGCACCAUGAAGCCGCUUAGCACCACAUCAACAACUUGCUGAAUAUUUUCCUGGGAAGACAUAAGAAAUUCAUAUACAUUGAAUAUUGAAUCAUAAUAAAUAAAGAGAGGACUUCAUAAUGAUGAUCAAACAAUCAAAAAUAGCAGGAUGGACAUUUGUUUAAAAAAUUCUUUAUUUUUAAUAAAUGUAUAUAUCUGUAUUUAUAAAAAAUACAAUUCAAAUAAAAAUGUAAAAAACAUAAUUUGCCCGAAAAAGUAGCUGCAAUAUGUUCACCAACGAGUAACAGCGCCAUCUGCUGUUCAUAGAGAGAACACUUUUAUUUCUCUGGCUCUUAAUAAGUGACUUGAACUAAAGCCUGACAAAAAAACAGUCAUUUAGCUUUGAAACAAAAAAGUAAAAUGCCAUGGGCACAUGGGAAGGACGUUUUUAGCGUGUAUGCAUUUUUAUUACAUUUGUUUUACAUUAAUAUUCAAUCUAUUAUCAAAAACUAUGCAUCAUUUAAUAGAGAGAGAGAAGUAGAAAUAGAGAAGAAGAAAUAGAGAAGAUAAAGCAAGAGAUAUCGAAGGUCAGGGUGGGGUUGCAAUAAAUCUUAGUAAAGUUUAAUAUUGAUAUACAGCCAUUUAUUAUAAACAGUAAUUUAAAAUAUUUUUGCCACAAACUCAUUGGAUUGAGUAUUUAUUCAUUUUUAUAGGGACUCUAGUCUUUUAAACAUUCCUCAGCCUCAUAGUAAUAAACUGAUGCAAAUCAUUUUGCAAUUUUUAUUUUUUUUAUUGCUACAUCUGCAUGUUAUCACUGAAUAAAUCACUGCUACUUUUUGUAUGCCUAAAUCUCAAUAGAAAGAGUAUUAUUAGUAUUAUUUUGCCAUUCUUUGACAGCUUCGUGAAUACGUCCGUUAAAAGAGUUGGUGAAAAUAAACAAACCAAUGACAAAAAUGUUCCUAAGGUGUUUUAAAGAGAGUUUAUAGCACACAUAUCCUGGAUGUGACCUGAUAUCCUUCACAAACAUGAGUGGAUUUCCCUUAACAAGAGGAAGGAAAUCUCUCACCAGGUUGAAAU